AUGAACGUGCUUUGCAAAGAGCGCAUCCAGGGCUUCCGGGCCUACUAUGAGGUGCAGUGUUCUGGCUGGGUGGUCGUCGGCCUGGCCAGUGAAAGCACUGGAAGGAGGAACAAGGAUGGCUCUUGCGGCCUCGGUGACAACGAGAACUCCUGGUGUCUGGGCUGGAGUGGUUCAAGUUAUCACGCCUGGCACGAUGGUCACAUAUCAGAAAUCCCAGGCAUUCCCAGGUCUCCCGUGUUAGGCGUGUACAUUGACCACCCUGCUGGUAUCCUCAAUUUCUACGCCCUGGAGGUGGGUGAGGAUGGCACCGUGGCAGAUGAAGUGACCGUCCUGCAGCAGAUUAAGAGUCCCUUUUGUGACAAAAUGAUACCAGGUGUGUGGAUGGGCAUGCAUUCUGAUUGCGUGAUCCGACGCUGCAAUUGAAUUAAUGAAAAAAAGUCAGUCGUUAUUCACAAAAUGUUAGGGAUAUUUGGAGCAGAUUUUUUUUUUUUUUUAACUAUAAAUGGACUAAUACACUUCCCCAUAUUCCUAACUCUUUGGGAGUAAUGUAUA
Messenger RNA from Corythoichthys intestinalis (scribbled pipefish), 552 nucleotides. RefSeq names its product tripartite motif-containing protein 16-like protein. Bases 1 to 423 code for a protein of 140 amino acids. The record is from RefSeq and is a predicted model, not a curated record. The transcript has 2 exons. Gene Ontology annotation, molecular function: protein binding. Lineage: Eukaryota; Metazoa; Chordata; Actinopteri; Syngnathiformes; Syngnathidae.